GCUCCGGAAGUGUAUCUGUACACACGUGCGUUCAUGUAUUUGAAGUUUUUCACGUGUGGGAUGUUUGCUUGCUUCUGAUUAUUAAUAACAUAGCACGUCUUUUUCAGAGAAUAUGAAGUUUGCUUACAAGUUUUCCAACUUGUUAGGCGCAUUUUAUCGUCACGGGAACUUAACUUUCUCAAAAGAUGGCAAUUCUGUCAUCAGUCCUAUAGGCAACCGAAUCUCCGUUUUUGAUUUGAAAAACAACAAAUCGGAAACCUUACCUGUGUCCACCACAAAGAACAUCAGUUGUGUUGGAAUAUCUCCCAAUAGGAAUCUCGCUAUUCUUAUUGAUGAAGAUGGAGCAGCUAUACUGGUCAGCCUGGUCACUCGGGCAGUACUCCACCAUCAUCAUUUCCAUAAGCCUGUGAACAGUGUUUGUUUCUCUCCUGAUGGCAGGAAAUUUGUGAUAACAAAAGAAAAUGUGGCUCUAUUGUACCAUGCCCCUGGAAGAAACCAAGAAUUUAAUGCGUUAACAUUAGACAAGAGCUAUUAUGGACCAUUUGAUGAAACAACUUGCAUUGACUGGACAGAUGACUCCAAGUGUUUUGCGGUUGGUAGCAAGGACAUGACCACAUGGAUUUUUGGAGCAGAGAGAUGGGCAAACCUCAUCUACUACUCAUUGGGUGGACACAAGGACAUCAUAGUUGGCUGUUUCUUUGAGAAGGAUAGUUUGGAUAUGUACACUGUUAGUCAGGAUGGCACCCUGUGUAUAUGGGAAAGUGACACCGAGCUAGAGGACCUACGGAAAGGCCCAAAAUUCUCUGAGAGAAAUAAGGUGGAUAAGAAUAAAACAAAAGACACUGAGGACAAUGGAGGGUAUGACGACAUUGAAGAUGUUGGAGAAGAGGAUGGAGAAACGAGAGGAGAGAUUAUUAAAGGAAGCGCAAAUGCACCCAAAGAACUGAAAGGCAUAAAAAAUGUCUGCUAUACACAGAUAAGCAAACACUAUUUCAACAAGGAUGGUGAUUUCAGCAAGUUGACAGCUGCAACCUACCACAAGAAAACGCACAUACUGGUGACAGGCUUUGCAUCAGGAGUCUUUCACCUGCAUGAGCUGCCUGAAUUUGACCUCAUUCACUCACUCAGUAUUUCAGAUCAGAGGAUUUCUGCCAUAACUAUGAAUCAAACUGGUGACUGGAUUGGCUUUGGCUGCUCAGGUCUGGGUCAGUUGCUGGUUUGGGAAUGGCAGAGUGAGUCAUAUGUGUUUAAACAGCAAGGACACUUCAAUAACUUGAACUCUUUGGCUUAUUCACCUGAUGGACAGUAUAUUGCCACUGGAGGGGAUGAUGGCAAGGUUAAAGUGUGGAACACUAACAGUGGCCUCUGUUUUGUGACAUUCACCGAACAUUCCAGCAGUGUAACUAGUGUUGCCUUUACGUCCAGUGGCUUUGUGGUGGUUAGCGCAUCACUAGAUGGCACCGUUAGAGCAUUUGAUCUACACAGGUAUCGUAACUUCCGUACUAUGACAUCUCCACAACCUGCUCAGUUCUCCUCACUGGCGGUGGACAGUAGUGGGGAGCUGGUGUGUGCAGGUUCUCAGGACUCUUUUGAGAUUUUCCUUUGGUCUUUGCAGACUGGACGGCUGCUAGAGGUGCUCAGCGGUCAUGAAGGUCCUGUCAGUAACUUGUGCUUCAGCCCAGUCCAGUCUGUGCUCGCCAGUGUGUCAUGGGACAAAACUGUCAGACUGUGGGAUAUGUUGGACAGCUGGCAGACCAAAGAGACUUUGUUGCUCACCUCAGAUGGACUCGCUGUAACAUUUCGUCCUGAUGGUCAAGAAUUGGCAGUGACCUCCCUAAAUGGCGAGAUCACGUUUUGGGACCCUCAGACUGCAGCACAGACUGGCACAAUCACUGGCCGUUCUGAUUUGCAGAUGGGACGUAAAGAGACCGAGAAAAUCACUGCCAAGCAAUCUGCUAAGGGAAAGUCCUUUAGCUCCUUGUGUUACUCAGCAGAUGGUGAAUCAAUCCUUGCAGGUGGACAGUCAAAGUUUGUAUGCAUUUAUAACGUUAAGGAACAGAUUCUGAUGAAGAAGUUUGAGAUUUCCUGCAAUCUCUCUCUGGAUGCUAUGGAGGAGUUCCUGGAUAGGCGCAAGAUGAUAGAUUUUAGGCAUCACAUUUUGGCAGAUGAGGGAGCAGGUGAUGGAGAUGAAGUGGAUCUCAGUCUUCCUGGAGUCAGAAGAGGUGAUAUGAGCUCCCGACACUUUAAACCGGAAAUCCAUGUUAGCUCGCUCUGCUUCUCACCAACUGGGCGCAGUUGGGCAGCAGCCUCCACUGAAGGUUUGCUCAUCUAUUCUUUGGAUGCAUCACUAGUGUUUGACCCCUAUGAUCUGGACAUGGAUGUCACUCCAACAUCCAUACAGCAGCAGACAAAGAAGAAAGAGUGGGCAUCGGCCAUCUUGCUGUCCUUUCGCCUUAAUGAAACUUCACUUAUAAGAGAGGUUCUGGAGGCAGUGCCGUAUGACCAAAUUGCAGUGGUCUGUGGCUCGCUCCCAGAUGUCUAUGUGGAUAAACUUCUGGACUUUGUCGCAUCAACACUUGAAAAAUCAAACCAUCUGCAGUUUUACCUAACUUGGACUAGGUGUCUGCUCACCAUGCACGGACAGAAACUCAAGAAUAGAUCUCGAACCAUACUGCCUAGUGUACAACAGCUGCUGAAGAGCAUUCAAAGACACCAUGGUGAUCUCUCUAAACUCUGUGACUGGAAUAUUUACAACAUUUGCUAUGCCAGUGCUCUGUCUAAACAAAAUGGCAGCAGAAAUAUACAGGAAUAGACUCAUGAGAAUGAAGAAAAGUACGUGAGGAGUCCGCCUAUAAUGAUGGAGUGCUGAAAUGAAGGUGGUAAACAGAGCCAGCACAUCAUCAAAAGAAAUUGAAAGCACACUGGAGGGCGAGACAAGAAAAUUAUGUAAUUUUUUUCUUGCCUAAUGUCUGUGUUUUGUCAUCUUUUAGAACUAGAAGGUAAAGUGGGUUCGUCUGUGUAUAUACAAAACAGUUGGUACACUUUUUGGCAAGACAUUUUAAUCUUCUAUGCUGUAGUCUAAAGAAAAUUCUAAAUAUCGAAUGGUUAAUUUCAGUGGUUCAGACUCUGUUUCCUUUGAUAUUUUAAAUUUAAUCUGCUUGAUGUUUAGAAGGCAAAUAUGGCUUCAUAUUCUGAAUAUUUGAACAUGUUUACGUGUUUAAAAAACAGUAAAAACUGUGAUGUCAUGGACGUAUAUUACAUGUUUAGCCUAUAGGCUUGCUCCACUGUUAGCAGAUGUGUGAGGUUCCCACCCAAUUGGACGCUUUUGAAUGUACAGGUAAAAAUAGGUUUGGGCAGGUGUACAAAAUUUGGUCUGUUUUGGGAAUCGCAAGUUGUCAGACAUUUUCAAACAUUCAGAUAUUGUAUUAAUGUACUUAAUCCAAUGUUCAGCUGUGUUUGUCAGCAUCCUGUUCAUAUAAAAUCCCCAAACCUGCUUCUUUUCUGCAUUUGAAGGUAACAUAUCUUUCAACAAGCUGCUGUACCACCAAAUACUGUGACCAUUGAAUUAUUGGGGUUGGGAUUAAAAACAGAAAUUACA
Messenger RNA from Triplophysa dalaica, 3598 nucleotides. It is a transcript of the gene pwp2h, whose product is annotated as PWP2 small subunit processome component. Gene Ontology annotation, molecular function: protein binding. Lineage: Eukaryota; Metazoa; Chordata; Actinopteri; Cypriniformes; Nemacheilidae. Bases 113 to 2812 code for a protein of 899 amino acids. Gene Ontology annotation, cellular component: small-subunit processome; Pwp2p-containing subcomplex of 90S preribosome. The record is from RefSeq and is a predicted model, not a curated record. The transcript has 21 exons. Gene Ontology annotation, biological process: ribosomal small subunit assembly; maturation of SSU-rRNA from tricistronic rRNA transcript (SSU-rRNA, 5.8S rRNA, LSU-rRNA).